AUCUCUAGAAGGAUGUCUUUCUAGGUGACUACAUUUAAAUGUGUAAGCUCGGCAGGAUGUCAACACCGCUUCGAUAUAAUGCUUUAGUACGACAUCGAUACUUAUCGUUUAUUACGUCUAAAACAACCUAUCGCAAUAGGGCAUUGUGUCGUUCGGAAGCUGUUUUUAUAGCUCCUCCAUUUUACAGGAGUCAUUGCUAUAAUGUGAAGGACACUGGCCGCUCUUAUAGUUACCAAGGUCAAUCUCAGCGCUCAGACCACAGCGGGUCAUUUAAUCGCAUUUUAUGCUUCGGCAGUACUGCUUUUGCUCUAUGCCGAUCCUGGGAUCCUAAGGGUUAUGGAGACAGCGAGGAUGAUAACAUAGCCUCACUUGAUGAAAGCUCAUCUGAGGGUUGGUAUAAGGAUGAUGACUACUUUAGUGUUGACAUACCUAUAGAUUUUGGUCACUCCAAUGCGCAUCAUUCACCUCGCAGCGGUAUAUUAUCCCCUUCAGGUGAUUAUCCUCAUAACAAUUCAAGUGACCAUGGUUUAUGUCGUGAUGCUAUAAAAUCAGGUUCAUUUUCUUUGAUGGGUAUUAUAUCAUCUAUGAACAAUGUAUCUCCUAAUGGUUUUGGGAGGUUCUUUUUACUUUGUUGUGGAUCUGUUUUUGGUCUUUGGUCUUUGAGUGACCGUAUUCACAACCCAUGGUUAUCGCAAUUUCUUCAACGUCAUUUUCUGGCUUCUCGUAGUUCGUUCGAUAUGCGCCGGUGGCAUACGUUAUUGACAUCUAGUAUUAGUCAUGCAUCAUUUUUCCAUUUAUUUCUUAACUGCAUGAUGUUUCAUCAGUUGAUCAACACGUUUGCUCGUCACAUGGCACCACCAUUACCAAGUCGACCUUCAGUUUCGUCUAUUGACCGUUUAUUUUCGUCGUUAAGUUCGAGUAUCGAGGGUUUCUUUUGGCCAAGUACCCAUACCAAACGUCGUAUGGAUACUGUCCAGACAUCGGACAUUAUGGGUGUGAUGGUCCUAUCUGGUAUAUGUUCUAGUUUGGGCCACGUGGCACUGUACAAGACCCCUGUUUAUGGUGCUUCUGGCGCCAUAUCUGGUUUAUUAUAUCUGCUGGCAUCAACAUUUCCGAAUAGUUACUUUCAUACUGUUUUCCCGGUACCUGGUUUACAAGUCAGCAUUUUGCAGAUAUGUCAGAUGUUUGUGGCUACUAAUGUCUACUUUCUAUUUUUCGGGACUGCUUUACGUAACAUAGCCUGGUCUGCGCAUUUGUUUGGUUUUGGUGCUGGAGCAUUAUAUUGUUAUUUACAGCAGCAUGUUUUCAAGCGUCGCGGUUUUCGCAAUCCUGUUACAUUAUCGUUCCGCACUGCUAGCAGUCAAUGGCGCAGGACCUUUAAGGGUAUUAUGAGUUCAUAGUUUGUGGAAGGUUGUCUACCUAUAUAUUUCUG
Molecule: messenger RNA, 1432 nt
Organism: Babesia bovis T2Bo
Lineage: Eukaryota; Apicomplexa; Aconoidasida; Piroplasmida; Babesiidae
Product: Rhomboid family protein
Exons: 3
Coding region: 39-1400 (453 amino acids)
Cellular component (GO): membrane
Molecular function (GO): serine-type endopeptidase activity
Source: RefSeq, a predicted model, not a curated record